AGGGGAUGUUUAUCUCUGAGCACGUCUUUCACACGCCUCCUGCGAGCUGUGCAAAUAUAAAAACGAUCUUGUGUGACUGUGAUUGCAUAACUAUAGGAAUUGGUCUUAUUCGUAAAACUUGAGCAGAGCGAAGAUGAAAUACAGAGCAGGUUCUUUGAAAGUGGUGUGGGCCUGGAUGGUGAUUCUGAUGCAAAGCUUGGAUGCAGCACAUGCACCAACAACCGCCGGGUUUUCAUGCAAGCCAAAAGAGCAGACAGCCCUCACCAAAAGUCUAGUUAAAGACUGCUUGACAAGUUUUGAUGCAGCCAAUGGGAAGCACCUUGGCACUUGGUCCCCAGGCUUCCCUGAGCUUGAGGUCCACGAGAACUCUACUCUCCGUGGGUCAAAGGUUCAGUGUAGCCUCUCCUUCAUGGCUCAGGGCCUGGAGGAAGUCCUGGAGGACCAGGUGAAACACCUGAAUACCGAAGAUGUGUCACUUCACAAGAAGCUCAGGGACACCAUCACCAGGGUCAAAAGCCUCACAGCGUGCAUGAAGAAAAUUCUCGGAGGGGAAUGCUCCCCAAAACCACCUCCACCAAAAAAGCCCAGGCAUGCGUUUGAUAGGAAGCAGUGGAGUCACACUCUGUUAAAGACAGCCGGAGACUAUCUGGACUGGCUGAAGUCUAAGCUUGGGGAACAAAUUUCAAAGGUCAAAGGGCAAAAUAAGAUAAAACGCACAGCUACUGGGGCUACACGUCAGAUGUACUUGGAGGGGAGUGGAUACCUCUUGUAAUUCUUUUUUCAACACAAGUUGAUCUCAGUUUGUGAUACAGGCAUGAUUACCCUUUUUUGGCACUGUUUUUUUGUGGUCUUAUUUGUAAUGUAUACACCAUAUUGACAUGCAUUUAGGACAUUUGCUGUCUUGAUUUUCUGUGUAAGAAUGAAUGCAUGAAUUUAAUGCAAUUUUCCUAAAGAAAUAUUGUUUUAACAGACAGUCUUAAGUAGAUACAUUGCUGCUUAUAGUUGUAAUAUGACAUUUUGAGAAAUUUAUAUAUUCACUUUCAGGCUAAUCCAACUUUAAAAAAUGUUCCCAAAAAGUGCAUCUGUUUGUCUAAAAGCUGUAUGAAAUGUCUUUGUUCAAAUAAAUGAUACUUUUCAGCAAAUGA
This is a messenger RNA of Dicentrarchus labrax (European seabass), 1145 nucleotides long. RefSeq lists its product as uncharacterized. The transcript has 3 exons. The record is from RefSeq and is a predicted model, not a curated record. The coding region runs from base 134 to 772 and encodes 212 amino acids. NCBI's taxonomy places the organism in Eukaryota, Metazoa, Chordata, Actinopteri, Moronidae.